AUGUUAAAAAUAUAUUCAAUCUUGCCUUUCAAUAAGUUUGCGAGCUUUAUCUUUUAUGGUCUAUUAUCAGUAGCGUUAAUAACGUUAGCACAGGAAGAUACUAUAGCUAGCAAUUGUAUAGUAGAACCUUUAGCGCGAGUGGAGGAAGCAAAUAAGCAAAAAACGAUAGGAUAUGUCCAACUUUUUAGUCAAUCAAAAAUACCAAAAAUUCAAUGGGAUAACUAUGAUUAUAUAAAUGUUAUUGCAUAUCCAAAUGAAGCAAAUGGAGGAAAAUAUUAUACUAUUUUUCGUCCAGGAGGUUCAGCAAAUGAUGUUAGUGUUAAAUUAAACCUAAUAAAAGAUUUGGUUACGGAUAAAGAUCGUGCUAAAGCAAAUACUCAAAUUCUUCUUUCAUUAAGAAAUUAUGACAUUGGUAAAUGGCCGCAAGGGCAAGCUGAUGAAGAAUAUCAAAGAAUUAUUAACGAUGCAACUAAAACUAUAACCGAUUAUAAAUUAGAUGGUAUAGACAUUGAAUAUCCUGGAAAGAGGGGAAAUAUAUGUAAAAGUCCUAAAAAUCCUGAGCCUAACCAUUUCAUAUGGGAUAAAAAUAAUGAUGAAAGAUUCAUUACAUUUUUAAAAGACCUUCGAGAAGAAUUGAAUGGAAAAACAUUAAUGUUGACUGUUGGUAGAGAUGUAAUUGGAAAUUUAAAAGAAAUUGAUUAUCUUAACAUUGAAACUUAUCAUAAUAGUAUAUAUCAAAAUUUAAAAGCGCCAGACAAUAACAACUUUAAUUCAUAUCCAAAUUCUCCAUUAGAUGCAUGCCAAAUUGCAUAUUCAGCGUGGAUUGGCGUUGGAAUCAAUAGUAGCCAAAUAAUUAUGGGUGUAGAUUUUGGGAAUACCAUUCAAAUGGUACCUAAUGAAGCUAUUAAACAAACUCAAUUUGUUACGUUUCCAAAAUCUGCUUCUUUCUAUGAUUUUAACAAGCUAAAUUAUCAAAUCCAACCAAUCAGAGAUUUUUGUCCUGAAAACAAUUCUAAUCUCUAUUCAUGGCCAUGGAGAAAUCUUUCAAAUACCGUUCUAAAUUCAUCACUUGGAUUUUGUGCUACGAGUAAUCCUAAUUGGACACGUAAAUUUGAACCAACAGAUAAUUCUGGUACUCCAUGGCUAUAUAGCAAUGCUGAACUUGAUUUCCAGUUUUUGUAUGUAUCUUAUGAAGAUGUUAGUUCAUUACGUAAUAAAUUAGAAUUUGCAAUGGCUAAAUCACUCGGAGGAAUAUCAAUAUCUGACGUUAGUUAUGAUGAUAACGAUAAUACUUUAUCAAAUUUUAUGCAACCAAUACGCGGCCUGCCAUUUACACCUGGAAGUUCACCUAAUUCGAGGAUGAAGAAAGGAAUUAUCACCGGUUCAAUUGUUGGAAGUGUAUUGGGUCUGUUUUUAUUAGUAUGCUGCGCGUAUUGGUAUCGUCAAAAAACUCUUCGUAAAUCCGAAGUUGAUAUUAGUCCAGAAUUAUCAUCAAAUCGAAUUGUUUCUUCGACAACUGUUAUACCGAGUGAUCGACGGAUCAUCGAUCAUCUAAUUAUCGAAUGA
Molecule: messenger RNA, 1566 nt
Organism: Funneliformis mosseae
Lineage: Eukaryota; Fungi; Glomeromycota; Glomeromycetes; Glomerales; Glomeraceae
Source: the annotation of a GenBank genome assembly